Messenger RNA from Arachis stenosperma, 1086 nucleotides. RefSeq names its product probable serine/threonine-protein kinase SIS8. Gene Ontology annotation, biological process: protein phosphorylation. Gene Ontology annotation, molecular function: protein kinase activity; ATP binding. The transcript is spliced from 6 exons. Lineage: Eukaryota; Viridiplantae; Streptophyta; Magnoliopsida; Fabales; Fabaceae. The record is from RefSeq and is a predicted model, not a curated record. Bases 738 to 1001 code for a protein of 87 amino acids.
AAUCCUCACUUAGCUAAAAAACUACAUGAUGUUUUACUUGAAACUUGUGUCAUUGCUCCGCCAAAUUUAGUUUCUGAAAUUUAUCACGAGUUAGGCUCCCCAACUGAAGAAAAAGAUGAACACAAACCAGAAAGUGGACAAGAGACUCAGGUUGACGAAAAUCUCGGUCCUACAUUGCCUCACCAAGAGUUCAUCCGAAAGGAGGUUCAAGCAGCCAGCUGGAGCACUCUAAGCCUGUUGAAGGUUUAGGAAUAAACCUUCUUCUUGAUCCGAAGUUAGCAGCUGUACAACAUACACCAUCCCAGGUAACAUAUGGGAAAAAUGUUCCAGUUGCAGCAGCUGCUGCUGUUGUUGCUUCCUCUAUGGUAGCUGCUGUAGCAAAGUCAAACAGUGACUCGAACAUUGAGCUUCCAGUAGCUGCAGCGGCCACUGCAACUGCUGCAGCUGUAGUAGCAACCACUGUGUCUGUCAGCAAACAGUAUGAGCAAGGCAGUCGAAGUGACGGACACAUGGAUGGCACUGGUUAUGAGCCGAAGGGUAGUGGUGAUGGUGAGAAUAUUGUGGUAGGAGCAAAUUCAGAAGGUGAUAGAAUAUCUGAUAGAUCUAAUAGUAAGCAAUGACAGUACAAAAUCUGAUUUUACAUUAGAUGAUGUUGCCGAGUAUGACAUUCCGUUGGAGGAAAUCACACUGGGUGAACGUACGGGACUUGGAUCGUAUGGGGAGGUAUACCGUGGUGAAUGCAUGGAACAGAAGUUGCUGUAAAAAGAUUUCUUGAUCAAGAUAUAUCUGGUGAAUCACUUGAAGAAUUCAAAAGUGAGGUUCAAAUAAUGAAAAGACUGAGGCAUCCAAAUGUUGAUCUCUUCAUGGGAGCAGUUACUCGACCUCCGAAUCUUUCUAUUGUUACUGAGUUUCUUCCCAGAGGAAGUUUGUAUAGACUAAUUCAUCGACCAAACAAUCAAUUAGAUGAGCGAAGGCGGUUGAGUAUGGCCCUUGAUACUUAAACUAUUGAAGCUACUAGAAGGCCAGAUGGAGUUUUGCAACAACCAAAAUCAAUAUUAUUCUAUUGAGCUCAACUCUUAUAUGCAC